Dermacentor albipictus is the source of this 3042-nucleotide messenger RNA. It is a transcript of the gene Pbp49, whose product is annotated as proximal sequence element A Pbp49. Gene Ontology annotation, molecular function: core promoter sequence-specific DNA binding; bent DNA binding; RNA polymerase III type 3 promoter sequence-specific DNA binding. Gene Ontology annotation, cellular component: snRNA-activating protein complex. The record is from RefSeq and is a predicted model, not a curated record. Gene Ontology annotation, biological process: snRNA transcription by RNA polymerase II; snRNA transcription by RNA polymerase III. NCBI's taxonomy places the organism in Eukaryota, Metazoa, Arthropoda, Arachnida, Ixodida, Ixodidae.
UCCAUCCAUCCGUGGAGACGCGCAUGCUGCAACCGCGUUAAAAAAAUGCGAAACCUGAGGUUCUAUAUCCUAUGGUUUUGCGGCUGAAGCUGAAACAGCGCUCCCUCCUGUGCAACUACUCCCUGUGACAGCCGUUGCUGUUUGAGUUUCAGAACCAUGGAUGCAAUUCACGAACCCGAAUUUCGGCCUUGGAUCGGUGAAACCAUGUCACCGACAGAGUUCAAACAAAAGUGGACGGACGCUUUGAAAAACGAGCAACACGACAGUGAUCAGAACGUUCGAGAAGCUAUCAUGCAACUUAUGAACAUACCGGAGUCUGUGUUAAAAACACUGGAGGCCGACUGCAGCCCAUCUACUCUGUGUUGUGGAGAAGAAAGCAUCGACAUAGCAAAUCUCCCGAAGUACGACGACCUCAUGACUCUGAGGCUGCAGAGACAAGACCUUGAGAAGCGAAAAGAUGAUGAAGCAUAUCGUAUGAAGACGUACCAUUACUUUCGCAAGGUGUGCUUCCUUUCAAAAGUGAACAUUACGAAGCAGAAAACUCAGCUGAAAUUUCCAGAAGAAGAACGUGUUCCCAGCAAUGAGGUUGUGCUGAUAGCACAAGUCUUCAAACCUAUCAAAAUGCCUGUGGGAAUAAAGAAAGUGCGCAUGGGCGCUCACUGCUUUUCUUUCAAGAUUCAAGUAGAAUUGGCAAUGCUCAGCUGCCAGUCAUUGCGUAGCUUGCGUGAAAAAAUUACAUGCAUAUCAGACGCUGCUGUCCUUGGAGACUUCAGUGAAGACCCAGACAAAAUUUCGGACCAACGAGCUGUUGAGCUGUACAAGUCGGGCUUUUUUUACAUAGGGAACACAUUCUACAAUGACAUGAGUGAUCCAUCAUGCAGAGACUACAGCGAGGUAAUACUAGAGUGGGCGAAGAAUCCCCGACGCGAAAUAGGUCCUUUUAAGACUGCAGACAUGGCGAAGACUAAACUUGCAGACCUGGAGCUGCGUCUGGGAUACCCCUAUGUCUAUGUUCACCAAGGCUACUGUGAACACCUAGUGGUCUUCUCCGACAUAAGGGUGCUUCACCCACAUGACAGCCAAAACAUGUUGGACUACCCAGUGGCAUUGAAAACCUUCCCAUGUGGCAGGCGGGUGUUCUGCAUGCUCUGCCACCAGAGCACAGCUAUAUGGGUGACAUACGAGAACGAACGUGUCAGUGAUGACCCAUAUUUCUUCUGCGAUAAGUGUUUUCGGUCCUACAACUACACCCCGGACAAUAAGAAAAUUGAUUCUGCUGCCACGCACCAGCGAAGCACCGUAUAAUAAGAGUAACGCACGCAAAACAGACACUGACGCCAAGGAAACUACCAAUAAAAAGGUUGCCUCAAAGCACAUUGUUUCUUGCUUUUCAAGCGAAGCUUGUAUUGGCUCACAAGUGCCGUUGUCGUGGUCACACAAAAACACCCAGUUAUUCCCAGAGCAGAGCAGCUGCAGGAAGGGGUGGUCUGAUGAGUUGACAGCUGCAUCGGUGCCGAAGUGCAAGUCAUUAGCAAGAAUUCCAGCUGCAUAGGCGUAGGCGCACACUAGCGCAACUAAUCAGAGCAGUUUCGCUUUCGCAGGGGAGGGAAAGGGCAAGAGUAACAGAAGAGUUAGCAUCUAAUGGGGACCCUUUGAGAGAUUAGAAACCACUUACACAUGAGUUUUUACGAGAGCAACCAAUGGAAAAAGACCACGAGACAAAACCAAAACUAACCAUCGCACGCACUCCCUGGUGCGGAUGCGCAAUCGGUCGCUGAAUGCCAGCAUUAUGAAGCCAUGGAAUGAAAACCAAGAGACUAUGGAGCAAAAAGAAAAUUCCUUGUAUCCACACAGGGUGGCAGCACUUGCUGGACAACGAAUAUUUGAAAAUCUGGUGCAUUUUAGUGUGAAAGCACUACUGGGCCACCAACCUGUGAACUGGGAUCAUCGUUGGGAAUGUCUCAAGAGAUUCCUUGCACCAAGUGCAAUGAGCUCGGCGACAGAGAGAGCGGGAAUCGACAGACGAAGAUAAGGCCAAGCAAUUGCGACUGCAGCAACAUGGCAUUGAAACGUGCCAAAAAAUGAUAGAAGCGAUUGGGAGCAGCAGACUGCACAAGCAUGCCGAGCACGCUGACGGAACGGAUCAACAGCAACAAGCCCGACUAGCUGCAGAGGUUGCAUACCAGCAUCGCAGGGCUGAGGAACUUGCGUCUUUGGAAACGGCUGCAAUGGCAAUCUUCAAGCAGGACUUCAUCGACAAACCAUUUGGCUUAGUAUGUUCUGCAUGUGACAGACUGUGGCACAGGGAGGACUUGGACUGCGUCAUGGCCCCCAUGUACGCUACCUUGGCUUUGGGCUUUCCUGACCUUUCCUUUCCUUUUUUUUUCUUUAUUUUACAAAAAUGUUAAAGUUCACGAAGGAUUUAGCAAGUGAGCCACUAAAAACCGCAACAAAGUUGCUAUGCGGAUUGGAUUUAGAUUCCACCAACUUUGUGGCCACACUUUCAAGCAAUAUAUUUCCUAGGUUUUGCUGAAACAAUAUUAAGGGACAUUUAAUUAAAGGCCUUGAAUGUGGUGUGCUUUGCUGUCAAACUUCUCAAGGGUUUCAAAUACUGCCCCAAGCUCAGUCAUUCAUGUUCCAAUCUAACUGUACCUGUUUAAAAAGUGUGUAUCUGGGUAUGAAGUGUACUGAGCAAAACAAUUUAGUGGUCAGCAACAUUCGCAUGCAGGGUGACCUGAAAAACCCGCAGAAGAAACACUGGUUUGUGCAGAAUUUUCCAAAGCUUCACCAUGAGGACUGAAGUAGCAUGGGCAGCCCACCGUCCGAAGAUAGUGAUUUCUUGUUUCCCACUUAACAGAACAACAAAAUCACUAGUCUUCCAGACAGGAGGCACCGCAGAUGUGGCCGGAGCUUUCAUCACACGACGUUGAAAAACGCAGAAGCAGGUGGUAACUUCCAAGUCCAGGAAGUAGAAAGCACUACAAUCGCACAUGCACACAUGUGGAAGGAAUGUAAUAGAAAUCCAAAAAGUAUGCAAAGAUU